This is a messenger RNA of Trichomycterus rosablanca, 2553 nucleotides long. RefSeq names its product serine/threonine kinase 25a (gene stk25a). The transcript is spliced from 10 exons. The coding region runs from base 948 to 2243 and encodes 431 amino acids. Gene Ontology annotation, cellular component: cytoplasm. The record is from RefSeq and is a predicted model, not a curated record. Gene Ontology annotation, molecular function: ATP binding; protein serine/threonine kinase activity. Gene Ontology annotation, biological process: protein phosphorylation. NCBI's taxonomy places the organism in Eukaryota, Metazoa, Chordata, Actinopteri, Siluriformes, Trichomycteridae.
AAUAAACAUUACAUCAAGGGUGCCCAGUACGUCGAUCACGAUUGACCAUUGAACGUGAUCGUCAUGAAAUGUGGCCGCUGUUUCUUUAAUUUGCGCUUUGUUACCAUAGCUACACCUCAGCCCACCUAAAGCGUCGCAAAUGUAGAACGUUCUCAUUCAUCAGUAGCCAGUUUGCGCCAUUUUUGCAUUUUUCCUUCUGUGCCCUGCACUGUUUGUGAAGAGCACAACCGAGCACAAAGAAACCACAAACGCUUCGAUUCGGGCAGGAACGCUGCAGAGACGCUGUUCUGUUUAUACAUGGAAGAAGCUGACGGGGAAAUUUUAACCCUCGAUCUGACAUUCAUGUGAAGUCAAGCGCCUCUGCUGGACAGUUUUGGAACUGAGGCUGAGGAAAAAUAUCCAAACAUGAGAAAAUGAGCCACAUAUUUGACAGCAUUUUUUUGGAUGAACCUGCUAAUGAAGUCUAGAUAUGGCUCCACCCUUACUGAUGAACACUUGGAAGCCUGGUGAGAUUUGGCAUCAGCAGCUCCUGUCCAGAUACAUAAACCUGACCGACACCAUUCAGAGUAAAUCAUCAGAAUAAGGUCAGUGUGAUUUUUCACUCGCUCACUCUGUAAAGCUGAAUAUCAGUACAGGAACUGAAGCGCAUUUAAAAAAAUGAUGAGGCCAACCAAUUAAAAAGUAGAUGGUGAUGACCUGUCGACUUAAAUAGUAGAUCUCAAGCCACAAAAGUGUGAGCACCCCUGCUUUACAUGGACGAAGUAUUGGGACUCGCUUCUAAUUUUUGAAUUAAUGUGCUUAAGCCACAACAGUCAUUAAUAAGUGUAAUAAAUUAACCAUAUAAGCCACUGUUGGACCCUCGAGCAUGUUCCUUAACCCUCUCAGCUUAUGGGCUGCUCCCGAACAAGCUGGGAUACACAGAUAAAGAAUCUCAUCAUACUGAACACAUGCGUAGAUGUUUAUAUAAUAUAUACAGCCUCUUCUUUCCUGAGCAGAACGCUCGUCUGGAUCCCGAGCGGUUCUUCACCAAACUGGAGCGCAUCGGGAAGGGUUCCUUCGGAGAGGUUUACAAGGGGAUCAACAACAGGACGAAGGCGGUGGUGGCCAUCAAGAUCAUCGACCUGGAGGAGGCCGAGGACGAGAUGGAGGACAUCCAGCAGGAGAUCACGGUGCUCAGCCAGUGCGACAGUCCCUUCGUCACCAGAUACUUCGGCUCCUACCUGAAGGGCACCAAACUAUGGAUCAUCAUGGAGUAUCUGGGUGGCGGCUCGGCUCUGGACAUGCUGAAGCCCGGUCCUCUGGAGGAAGCCUACAUCGCCACCAUCCUGAGAGAGAUCCUGAAAGGACUGGAUUACCUGCACAGCGAGAGGAAGAUCCACCGAGAUAUUAAAGCCGCUAACGUCCUGCUGUCGGAGCACGGCGAGGUGAAGCUGGCAGAUUUCGGGGUGGCCGGUCAGCUCACGGACACUCAGAUCAAGAGGAACACGUUCGUGGGGACGCCGUUCUGGAUGGCGCCGGAGGUCAUCAAGCAGUCUGCGUACGACUUCAAGGCCGACAUCUGGUCGCUGGGCAUCACGGCCAUCGAGCUCGCCAAGGGGGAGCCGCCGAACUCGGACCUGCACCCCAUGAGGGUGCUGUUCCUCAUCCCCAAAAACAACCCGCCCGCUCUGGAGGGAAACUACAGCAAGGCCUUUAAGGAGUUUGUGGAGGCGUGUCUGAACAAAGAUCCACGAUUCAGGCCGACGGCUAAAGAGCUGCUGAAGCACAAGUUCAUCACCCGCUACACCAAGAAAACGUCCUACCUAGCCGAGCUGAUCGACCGCUACCGCCGCUGGAGGUCCGAGGGCCACGGGGACGAGUCCAGCUCCGACGAUUCUGACACGGACGGCGAGGGCGAGGACAGGGACGAGGGUCCGAUGUGGACGUUUCCUCCCACUGUGAGAGCCAGUUCUGUCAACAAACUGCAGAGAGGACAGAGACAUACAGUCUGUACGACAGCAGAGGUGAUGAGGAGGCAGCCAAAGUCGUCGUCGCUCACAACAGUCCUCAGACCGGUGUUCAGAGAGUUAAAGGAGAAGCGGCGCGUGAGUAAAAGCAGUGUGUGCGCGUUAGAGGAACUGGAGAACGCCUUCGGUCUGGCCGAGGAGUCGAGUCCAGGAAUAUCGGAUCGUUUCCUGACUCACAUGAUGGAGAGAGUCUGCAGGUUCACGCUGAACGGAAACGCGCCGCCUCUGAAGCGAUGAGCCGGCGUCUCCGAGGGGAUCCACGCAGUGCUGGUUUGUGUUGAAGGUCCAAGAUGAUGGUGACGAUGAUGAUGAACAGAGGAACCUAAUGAAUGAAGCCUUUAAUACCAGCGACCCUGCACGUGUCCUACAUUUCAGCAUCGUACAGAACGUUUACCGUCAGCUUCUUUACUAAAUACUGACUUCAUAAUCAAGACAUUAAAAGUAAACCUCACAAAGAAUCAGAACGUUCGUCUGAAUAAAGCCAAUAGAGCCGAGUGAUCUCACGAAAUGGAAUAAAGACGCUUUUGCAAGACACGGAGACCAGUAA